AUGGUCUUUGAACCUCCAUUACUACGUCGUGACGCUAGUAGCACUUCUUUGCAUUUUACCAAGCAACAACAAUUACCACCUCCACAAGUGUCUGAUCUUGAAAUGUUGCCGACAAAAAUAGCUCUCAAUACAAAAUCUCCACCUUGUUACUUGCCGUAUGGUACAGCGCAAUCAUCGACUGAGUCCUUUCAUCGGGACGUCCGUCACCCGCUUUCUAAUUGGAAGCAAAGUAUAAAGGACGUUUUGCAUGCUGCACCUUGUGUGGUCAUUGCAGUGCUUGUAAAUCUGAUGAUUUGUGUCCCAUUUGGAUUGUCCUUUUUUCCUGUUGAGUGGACGGAUAUUCCUGUACCACACGCUCUCGGUAUUCAAAUGUUUCUCUUAACAUCGGCCAUUUGCCAAUUUACAUUUGUUGGACUGAGUAAUUUUGAUGGAGCAAUUUGUCAAAUGAUGGUCGAAAAUGUGCCAUUCAUGCACACGAUUUCCAUGGCAAUUAUUCAAGAAUUAGGGCCCAAGAAUCCAAGUGUACUGCCAACGAUUCUAGUCACGUAUGCAUUGUCAUCAGUUGUGUGUGGUGCACUGUUCUUUGUGCUCGGACACUGGAAGCUUGGCAACAUUGUGUAUCUUUUUCCAAAGCAUAUUAUCGUAGGUGCUGUGGGUGGCAUUGGAGCAUUUGUGCUACAGAGCGGAAUUGAAAAUGCUACGGGACGUCCAUUUGACUGGUCUAGGGACAGCAUCAAGGGCCUUUUUGACCACGAUAUCUUGUGGCUUUGGGUUACUUCGGCCAUCUUGGCCUUGAUCUUGUACUUGCUUGCACGCUACAUCAAGUCGCCGUUGUUUCCGCCUCUCUUUUUCGUGUCUAUUCCACCGCUUUUUUACGUGGCAUUACUCAUGUUGGGCAUUAUGACAGAUUCAGCACGCGAGCAUGGUUGGUACUUUAAUCGUGCGCCAAACGCUGCUUUUUACUCGCUUUGGGAACAAUAUGAUUUUUCGCUAGUGGCUUGGUAUGUCAUUCCGAGACAGUUUGGAACGAUCGUUGGCCUCACGUUUUUCUCUCUCAUGCACGUACCGAUUAACAUUCCGUCACUGAGUCUUACUAUUGACAAGGAAGUGGAUAUUAACGAUGAGCUAAUUGCUCAUGGUAUUUCGAACACUUUGGGUGGACUUUGCGGUAGCGUACAGAAUUAUCUCUGCUACUCCACAUCAGCGCUGUAUUUUAAGUGUGGAGGCACUGGGCGUCGCAGCGGUUUCGUCAUUGGACUUAUUAUGCUGUUCUUCUUCUUUGUUGGACCCAACGCUGUAUCCUAUAUCCCGCGCUGCAUGGCAGGCUGUGUCAUGAUGCAUCUUGGACGGGAUCUAUUGAAAGAGGCGCUGGUUGACACAUAUGACCAGCUUGAUGCAUUGGAGCUCGGUACUGUGUGGGUUAUAGCUGGGACCAUGACGUUUUGGGGCAUGAACCAAGGUCUAGCUGUUGGUGCUUUGCUUGCGUGUAUGACUUUUGUGAUGCAGAGUGCACGCACGCCGACUAAUGCCCCAAUUCGUGGAAGUAUGAGUGCUGCUACUCUACGAAGCCACACAUGGCGUACAACGGACGAAUUGGACGUGCUAGACCGCGAGUGUCGUAAUAUUCAUGUUGUACAGCUAAAGGGGCAUCUUUUCUUUGGCAACGCCAACCAGCUUAGCGACUAUGUGCACGAUCUGUUCCAAGAAGGUCCUCGUUCCACGAUGAAUGGGGUGGAAUCCGCACUUGAAAGUGUACUAAGUGAUGAUAUUCGACCGCGACCGAAAAUCUGCUGGCUUGUGCUGGAUUUUACGUUGGUGGUGGGAUUGGACUCUUCUGCAGCGGAUCGACUCACUAAGAUCAAGUAUGCGUGCGAUACACAUAAUUGCAAGAUUGUGUUUGCAGCCGUACCAUGCGCUUACAACAAUUUUACGGAACAUCUCAUUCAACUGUUUGGUGACAAGGGGACGCUUCAUAUUGCAUCGGAUUUAGACAGUGCACUUGCGUGGUGCGAGAAUGAUAUUUUGGGGAACGAUAUGGUGGACAAGACUCGAUCUCCUGCAAGUUCGUGCACAGGAGACGAAGACGAGGUUACACAUUUGCUUAAUCUGCGACGAUUUAUGCCGGAUCAGCCGCUUUCCGUACAGCAACGUUUGUUGGACUAUUUUCAUAUUCAAGAAAUUAACAAGGAUGAAAUCGUAUGGAGACAAGGUGAUACACCUGACCGGGCAUUGCUUUUGAUUGAUGGAGCUCUUACUGCUGUCGUCGAGGAGGAAGCUGGUACAAUGGAGACGGUCUCGAUUGGAUCAAUUGUGGGUGAAAUGUGUUUUUUAACGGGUGAAAAGCGCAAGACGUCGCUUAUUGCAACGCAACGUAGUGUGGUUUAUGUCUUGAAUCGCCAAAGCUUUCGAGAAAUGCUUGAGAAAGACUGUCACUUGGCUUUUCUAUUCCAAGGCAUUUCGUUACGGUAUACAUCAUAUCGAUUACAAUACGUUGGUAACCGGAUUUGGGAAACAAAAUGUCUGCCCAUUUAA
Molecule: messenger RNA, 2532 nt
Organism: Peronospora belbahrii
Lineage: Eukaryota; Oomycota; Peronosporomycetes; Peronosporales; Peronosporaceae
Source: the annotation of a GenBank genome assembly